This is a messenger RNA of Fundulus heteroclitus (mummichog), 2838 nucleotides long. RefSeq names its product interferon-related developmental regulator 2 (gene ifrd2). The coding region runs from base 498 to 1865 and encodes 455 amino acids. The transcript has 13 exons. The record is from RefSeq and is a predicted model, not a curated record. NCBI's taxonomy places the organism in Eukaryota, Metazoa, Chordata, Actinopteri, Cyprinodontiformes, Fundulidae.
GCAACCCACGGUCGCCGGUUGGUUCGGUAGUUACUGCGGGGAAGAUGGUGGACCUGGUGACUGCAGCGUGCUCCGAACUCCGUCCAAAACACUUCGAGAAAUAUUUACCAUCUCAACCUGGCGUUAGGUAUAGAUUACCCGGGGACAAUCACAGAUAAUACACAGAGAAACGCGACAACCCGGAGGACCCAUCCCGCUCUGGAUCCUUUCUUUUUCCGGGAGAGUAGCAGCAAAAAAAAAAAAAAAAAAAGCAACGUGGUGGGUUGGUGCUCGUCGCGGACGCUAAAAGCGAAGUGUCAGCGCCAGAGUAAACGCGGUGGCGUCUUUUUCCUGGCUUUCCUCUCAUAAACAGGAGUCCAGGCCGCCGGGGUAGCUCAGACAGCCGUGUCUCUCUCCGUCUCUACGGCUGCCCAACAACGGCGGAGCGGACCUGAAGGAGGCUAACAGCCGCUGCUACCUCAGCUAGCUUCGUGGUGACCCGGGAGGAGCUGCCCGACAUGCCGCGGAGUAAAAAAGGGAAACGUGGCUCCAGUAAGCCGGGCUCUCUGCGUCAGGAGGUUCUGCAGCUGCAGCUUUCAGCUAAAGGAUCGGUCAAAGGCGUUAAAAAUGGGAUGAAGGGAGAGUCUGCUGCCAGCGAUGAUGAGCUGACAUCCGACAUCCUUAGCCACUACAGCAGUGCCAGCGAAACGGCUUCUGUGCUGGAAGAGGGCACAGGAGGUGAGCCGGUGGAUGAGCAGACCGCACAGGAAGAAACGGAGGACAAGCUCAAGCAGUGUAUAGACAACCUGAUGGACAAAAGUGCAAAGACCCGUCUAGCAGCCCUAGAGUCACUGCGACUAGCUUUCUCCUCCAGAGUUUUAUACGACUUCCUGACAGGUCAGCGUCUCACCGUGCGCGACUGCCUGGAAAGAAGUCUCAAAAAAGGCGGUGGAGAGGAGCAGGCAGCAGCUGCCGCUGUCUUUACCCUGCUCUGUAUCCAGCUGGGAGGUGGGGAUGAGGCUGAGGAGGGUUUCAAGUCGCUUCGUCCUCUUCUCACUUCCAUCCUGAAUGACGGUAGUGCCAAUUUAGCUGCUCGUCAAAGUUGUGCCCGGGCUUUGGGGAUGUGCUGCUAUGUCUCCACAGCAGAAGAAGGAGAGGACUUGGUCAAGUCAUUGGCUCUUCUGGAGAGUGUCUUCACAUCUUCCUACCCUAAUAGAGAAGGAACGCUGCCUACACCCAAACCUGGUAUGCCCGGCCUCCACACGGCCGCCCUGCAGGCCUGGUCGCUGCUGGUCACCCUCUGCCCCGCUUCCAAACUAACUGAGCUGCUGGAACUGCACCUUCCUAAGCUGCAAGCUUGUCUUCAGAGCAGCGACGUCAACUACAGAAUUGCAGUGGGAGAGACGAUUGCUCUGCUGGUGGAGCUAGGCCGAGACAUAGACGAGGAGUUUGAGGUGGAGGACAGUGAAAGUCUGUGCGAAUGUCUGAAGAGUUUAGCCACAGAUGGCAACAAACACAGAGCCAAAAACGACAGAAGGAAACAGCGUUCCAUCUUCAGGGAGGUGCUGCAUUACAUAGAGAGUGAGGAUUUCACAGAGGAGAAGAUCAGGUUCGGGGUGGAGAGCGUUUACAUCGACGGCUGGAUGAGGAAAAGAAUCUACGAUGCCUUCAAGGAGACCCUAGAAUCUGGAGUCAGACACCAUCUACAGCACAACCAGCUACUCCGGGACAUCUUUGGCCUCGGACCGCCCCUCAUCUUAGAUGCUGCUACUAUCAAAGGCACCAAGAUCUCACGGGUAGAGAAGCAUUUAUUCAACUCUGCUGCCUUCAAAGCCAGAACUAAACUGAGGAAUAAAGUCAGGGACAAGCGCGCUGACGUCAUGUGAGGGACGGACCUGAACGGAGGGAAGGGAAUGGACGAGGAGCUAAGAUGCCUUCGGAUCUUCACCUGUCUGUCGGACACAAAAUAAACUGGUGGUUUUUCACUCGUGCUCUUCAUCCACUAAGGCCUUUAUCUGCUAUGAAGUCUUUUUGCCAGACCCGUUGAGUUGUUUUAAUAAAAACAUUUUGAUGCUUUUUUUUAUUAAUAAGGAGCAGAACAGGGUUGAAAUCUGAUCCCGUCUAUUAAAAAGUCAGAUUUUGUGAAAAAAAAAAAAAGAGCCGAGAAAAUGUUCUGCCAAGUCUCUUUAUUGUACCGGACAUCCGAUUCCUCCUUUAUUCCACUGAAAGUCCCAUGUCUCUCACCCAGAGCGGCUUCUUCAGCAGCUAAACUUUCAACCUUUACAAACAAUGCAACCUUUGGGAAAAAUGUGCGUGGUGUGUGUGUGUGUGGUGUUUGUGUGUGCGUGUGUGUGUUUUAUCUGACAUUAACUUAACCACGAAAUAACACACAACAUAUGAAUCCAGAAGAUGCCUAAUUAAAAAAACCAAAAUCAAAACAUUGAUAUUGUCAUCUCUGUAUUGUUUUGCUUUUGAAAAGGAAUUUUGAUUUCAACUUUUUUGGGUGAACAAUUGUAUUUUACUGUUUUUAAUUUAUUACAAAAGCUGUAAUAAGUGUUGUUAAAGAAACUUGAAAUCAUAACAUGUUUACAGACAAUUGUGGUUAAAGAUGAGAUGAAGUUUUUAGAAGUUUUCUUUUAGAUGCAUUUUUGACAAAGGUUGCUGGGUCAUGAAAUAUUUCCAUUUAUAUAUUACAGAUUUAAAGAGCACAUGGAUAUAUGGAGAUAUGUGUAUAGGAGAUGAAUAAUUUUAUCAUGUAAAGAACAGUAAAUUCAUACAAAGCUGCUGAAAAACAAGUUUGACUAUGCUGUUUUUAAACAAUGCAACAGUUCGUAUUAAAAAUCGAUCUUAUGGUUUAAA